AUGCCAACCAUCUUCGAACCCUGCGCCCCGCCCGAAUCCGCGCUCGCGCGCUACCGCCUCCUAUCGCCCACCGCCGGCGUGCACGUCUCGCCGCUCCAGCUCGGCGGGAUGAGUAUCGGCGACAAGCAGUGGGAGGAGCUCGGGAUGGGGUCCAUGGACAAAACCGCGAGUUUUGCGCUCCUCGACAAGUUUUUCGAGCUCGGUGGGAAUUUCAUCGAUACAGCCAACGUCUACCAGGACGGCUCCUCCGAGCGCAUCAUCGGCGAAUGGGCAGAGAAGCGCGGGAUCCGCGACAGACUCUUCAUCGCCACAAAGUACACACAGAACAUGCACCUGCGGGACAAAGCGAUGCCCACGCAGAAACCGCUCUUCGUCGGGAACAACGCGAAAUCGCUCCGGCUCUCCGUCGCUCGCUCGCUCGAGAAUCUGCGCACGGGGUAUAUUGAUUUAUUGUAUGUCCAUAUUUGGGACUGGGAAACGAGUGUGGAGGAGGUGAUGGGGAGCUUGCAUAAGUUGGUUAUGCAGGAUAAGGUGUUGUAUUUGGGGGUGUCGGAUACGCCUGCGUGGGUCGUAUCCAGAGCCAACCAGUACGCGCGCGAUCACGCGUUGACGCCGUUUUCCGUCUACCAAGGUGCAUGGAACCUGAUGGACAGAGCAAUAGAACGAGAAAUCAUCCCGAUGACUAAAGCAGAAGGAAUGGCGCUGGCGCCUUGGAACGUCCUCGCCGCUGGGAAAUUCCGCACGGACGAGGAGGAGAAGAGAAGAGAGGAAAGCGGGGAGCUGGGACGUCGGUUGUUUGGUGAUUGGAAACGUACGGAGCAGGAACGACGCGUCUGUGCCGCGUUGGAGAAAGUCGCUGGGGAGCUAGGCACAAAAUCUAUCACUGCCGUGGCCAUUGCGUAUCUGAUGCAGAAAACACCCUACGUGUUUCCAAUUGUCGGCGGACGCAAAGUCGAGCAUCUCAUCCAAAACCUCGAGGCGCUGGAGAUAUCGCUUUCGGACGAGCAAAUCAACUAUCUCGAGAGCGUUGUCCCCUUCGACCCUGGGUUCCCUAUGAAUUUCAUCGGCUUUGGUAUGCACUAUAUUCGAGAGUUUACUGCCACUGCGAAUUUCGACAAGGUGCCUCCGGUGCAGCCUAUUCGACCAUCUCCGAAGAACGCGUCGACUUAG
Molecule: messenger RNA, 1170 nt
Organism: Psilocybe cubensis
Lineage: Eukaryota; Fungi; Basidiomycota; Agaricomycetes; Agaricales; Agrocybaceae
Exons: 6
Coding region: 1-1170 (389 amino acids)
Source: RefSeq, a predicted model, not a curated record